CGCCGCCGCUCCCGUCCCGGCCCGAGCCGUCCCGCAGCCCCCGGCCCCGCCGCACCCCUUCGGCCGCUCCGUCCCGCCCGGCUCCGAGCCCCCAGACGUGAAAUGAUGAAGUCAAGAAGCUUUUGGUUAUCUCUCGUAUUGCUUGGGGUUUUCCCGUCAGUCACAAGGGGAUGGAUGGACGCGGCCGGCAGCAGAAGGCUGUUUUCGGAUGCGGGGAGGUUGCACCAAGAGGAAUCCAGAAGGUUUGAAGUCACAAGAAGAAAAGUGCUUUACGGUGAGGAUGGCCUGCAUGCGUCAUGCGAGAAGAAGUACUGCGGCCGGGGGAGCAAGUGCGUUGUGAACAAGGACACCAAUCAGCCCGAGUGCAGGUGCGUGGAGGACUGCAAGUCCAGCUACAUGCCCGUGUGUGGAUCUGAUGGCAAGUUUUAUGAAAAUCACUGUCAACUGCAUCGAGCCUCGUGUCUGCAGAGGAAGAAAAUCUACAUUAUCCACAGCAAGGACUGUUUCUUCAAAGGUGACACGUGUACAAUGGCGAGCUACAGCCGGCUCAAAAGCAUCCUCCUCGACCUGCAGGCUCGUCGCCGGAGCCCCCCGAGCAGCCUGGCCGCGGACAGAGCAGCCCAGAAGCGCUUCUUAGUUGAAAAUAUGUUCAAGCACUUGGAUGUAAACAGCGACGGGCAUCUCAGCAGCUCCGAGCUGGCUCAGCUAAUGGAGAAGGAGGAUCUGGACGAUGAUUUAUUGGAUUGUACGCUAGAAGACCUCCUCCGGUUUGAUGAUUAUAACAAUGACGGGCGCUUAACCCUGCAGGAGCUCUAUACAGCCUUCCAGGUGGUUCGGCUUAGCCUGCCGGAGGACCAGAAAAUCAGCAUUACCACCAUCACGGUUGGCCUGAGCACCAUUCUGACGUGUGGCAUCCGCGGGGCGCUGCGGCCCCCCAUCAUCUGGAAACGCAACGGCAUCAUCCUCAACUUCCUUGACUUAGAGGAUAUCAACGAUUUUGGAGAAGACGAUUCCCUCUACAUCACCAAGGUAACGACUAUUCACAUGGGCAAUUACACCUGUCAUGCCUACGGCUAUGAAGAGCUGUAUCAGACCCACAUCCUUCAGGUGAAUGUGCCGCCGGUGAUUCGCGUCUACCCUGAAACGCAGGCACAGGAGCCCGGCGUGUCGGCAAGCCUCAAAUGUCACGCCGAAGGCAUCCCUAAUCCCCGAAUUACCUGGCUAAAGAACGGUGUUGAUAUCAUGCCAAAAUUAUCCAAACAGCUAACGCUCCUAGCAAAUGGAAGCGAACUUCAUAUCAGUAGUGUUCGGUAUGAAGACACUGGCGCCUACACCUGCAUUGCUAAAAAUGAAGUGGGAGUGGAUGAGGACAUAUCUUCACUUUUCAUAGAAGAUUCAGCAAGAAAGACCCUUGCAAACAUACUGUGGCGAGAGGAAGGCCUGAGUGUUGGGAAUAUGUUCUAUGUCUUUUCUGAUGACGGGAUCACAGUCCUUCAGCCAAAUGAAUGUGAAAUCCGCAGGCACAUCAGGCCCGAAGAGAGGAUUUUCACGAGUUAUGAAGAGAUCUGUCCUAGAGUAGAAGGUGAAGGCACUCAAUCCUGCCUCUGGGCAUCAGCGGUCAACGUCAGAGACAAGUAUAUUUAUGUGACACAGCCUAAGCAGCACAGAGUAAUGAUAAUUGAUAUCCAGACUCAGAAAGCCAUACAGUCCUUGGAUGUUGACCCGUUACCAACCAAGUUGCAUUAUGACAAAUCCCACGACCAAGUGUGGGUGCUUAGCUGGGGUGACAUGCGGAAAUCCUCGCCAACACUGCAGGUAAUACCAGAGGCGAGUGCAGGGGAGUAUCAGCAUGUUAUCCGCACGCCGUUUGAAGGAGUGGAUGAUUUUUUUAUACCACCUACAAAUCUUAUUAUUAAUCACGUUAGAUUCGGCUUCAUCUUUAACAAAUCGAAAUCCGCAGUGCACAAAAUUGACCUGGAAACCGUGACCCACGUCAAGACCAUCAGCUUCAGGAACUACAGCUGCGUGCCGCAGACCAUGGCCUACACCCACCUGGGCGGCUACUUCUUGGUGCAGUGUAGGAGGAACAGGCUGAGGGCUGCCUCGCCGCAGCUCCUUAUCGACAGCGUUACCGACGCUGUCGUCGGCACCAACAGCGACGUGUCGGGCACCCCUCACGUCUCCCCGGACGGACGCUACUUGGUCAGCGCGGAUGAAGACAGUGGCAGGAUCAAAGUCCAGGCUGUCACUGUCCAGGGGGAAAUCAAGUUGAUUUAUGACUUACAAACAAACAUACACGUAUCCGAUCUGACAUUUCAGCCCUCUUUCACUGAAGGCAAUCAGUACUAUAUAUAUGCUACUUCACAUUUGCAAACAGAUGUGCUUUUUGUAGAGCUGUCAACGGGGAAAAUGAAUGUACUGAGGAAUUUAAAGGACCCUGUCACAUCCAAAGACUGGCCCUGGAGCAGCCACAACAGAAUUAUGAAAGACAGUGGAUUAUUUGGACAGUAUCUCAUUACACCAGCUAAAGAUUCAUUGUUUGUUAUAAAUGGGAAGCAAAAUACGUUACGGUGUGAGGUUUCAGGUAUAAGGAGGGGUAACACAGUGGUCUGGGUUGGAGAGGUAUGAAGGAGCAAUAGCAGUAGAGCCUUAGGCAGGCAAGUACCAGUUGGACCUUUACACUGCAACAAAUGAGCAGUAGCAUUGUAUAUUUUUACACUGGUAAAGAAAAAAAAAGAAAAAACAAAACCCCCCUGUAUAGGCUUCAUGGUACAACACUGGUCUACUUGCAAGUUUUAUAAGGUAUGCUCUGCUAAUAGGAAGUGGUUUUGAAGGGUUAUUUUUUAUUUAGGGGUAUGAUUUGUGGUUAUGAGAAAAAUGCUGGGAAGCGAAUAAUAUCUCCACUGAGAUAUCACAUAAGCCACAAAACCUAGUGAAUCUGUAGAACAAAACAGAUUUUGAGUUUCCGUAUUGAGGAGCUUUUGUGUUAUGUUCAGGCCAUCCGUUUUCUUUCCGUACACCUUGCCCGCUCGCUGUGCUGGCUGCCCCACCUGAUGUCUGCAGUUAAAAUUCACCUUUGGAUGACGAGGGAAAACAAGCAUCAGAGAGCAGUUUUCAAACCGCAGAAACCUAGGAGAGCGAUUUAAUGAAAACUGAUCAGUUUUCUCUGCAGGAUGGCUUUGGGAGAAUUCACGGAUGUGAUUUCAGAAGGAGGCAUAACAGAAAUAGUAACUGUCAGCUCGCUUUCUUCUGUGCUUAAUUUUGCUCCUGGUACUACUGAAAGCAAUGUUAUGAGUCCUGCCUCUUCUAAUGCACAUGUGUAUGAUUGCAUGUGAGAAAUUUGGCAUGAAAUAUCCAGGCCAUUAGAGUGGAUAAAAGCCAGAAAGCACCGGGGGGUCAGAGUUUGUAUAAAAAUAUUUAUUGAGAAGGGGGGCAUUAGUCCUUAAGUAGCUUGUGAGUCCGGUCAGCUUGGGCACAGGAUGCAAAAUCUGCUCUUCAGUGGGCAGAGAAUUAGUUAUGGUUGUUCCCACAGGAGGCAGCAACGCUUCUAGAAACUGUUGGCUUCUCUCAUUAAAUAUUUAGGAGUGCUGAAGUCACUGGGUUCUUCAUGAAAUAAUGGCUACAACGGCAUAGGGUAUAUUAAAUAGGAAACUCACUCACUUUCUAGUUGUAGCCUUAAUUUUCAGGCAUUCUGAGAAACAUUUUUCUUUGUAUUUUUUUCUCCCCAUUUCUAGUACACUUCUUUAUAGUCAAUUAUCUUUUAGUUAUGAGCAAAGAGAUUCUUGUAAAACCAGCUGAAUUGCCCUAGAAUGCAACAGCUGGCAUUGAAAAAUUUAAGUUCAGUUCCCAUAAAAGUAUAGAUCCAUUUGCACAUUUGGAAAGAUAUGAAAACUGUUCUAGUUGUUUUUUUUGUAACUUUCUGUGUUCAUCACCAUGAAGUAAUCAGGGCAAGAGCAGCUAUGGCUCGCAAAGUGGUGCAAGCCACAGGAGCACCACGGCCACUGCGAACAGAUGUCUGCAAGCAGUUGGAUCCCAUGUGCUGCUUUGAAAAUGUGGGCUUGAUGUUGGUGAAAGCUCUCUCUGAAGGUAAACAUCUGUUGCAUCAGAGCCACACAUUGGCCUUUUGAAAGACCCAGCUCCUUUUGAGAACGACCUUGUUGCCCAGAGUUUGUACGAAGCAAGUGCUGCACACAUCCAGUGAUCCGUAGGGGCGCAGUAAUUAUUUUCCAACACAGAUGCUUGAAGUCACCCAUUUCACAAUGCACACAGAGGGAUUUUUACAUGAGAAGGAUGCGGACUAGCAGUGGUAAUCUUUGCUUUAAAAUGUUCAACUUCAACCAAAAGAGAAGCAUCUUAGCAUGGCUGUAGACCUGAAGUAUUUUAAACCAUUUCGGUUCUAUAGAGAAUAUAUAAAAAUCUGUUCAGACAGACGAGAACAGGAGAUGAAUCCUAUGAAUUCAUUAAACAUGGAGUCCUUUAACUUGCCCUUCAACACCCAUAGGCUUAAACCUACAUGUAUUUUCACUUAUGAGCCAUAGGGGUUAGAAGAGACUAUCCCAUCAUUGCAACACAGGCAUAUAAAAGAGAUUGGCAUAGCCUUCCUUUAGCAAUGCAUGGUGUCCAUGAUUUUGUACUCAUCUGGUUAGGAAACAUACCCAUGUCAAGAAAAGGAGGAGACCAGCUUUGUAAGUACCUUUAAAUAUGCACAACUCCUUUCUUGAUUGAAGCUGUAUCCAUACAUUGCGGUCAUCCUAAAUGUGUUUUACUAAGGCCAAACACUGCUCUCGUGUUAUCUUUUAUGACUUCUUGAAUAUUUUAUUAUGCCUGUGUUUCCCUGUAGAGACGUUCAUUGUGUCAUAGAUCAAAUAUUACUUUUUUAAGAAUAUUUAAAAAAAAAAAAGAAAAUGUAAAUAUCUGUUCAGGUAAAUAUUCUUGAGGCUGGUUUAUAUAUAGGCUGUGAAAGAUGUGUAACAGACCUCACUUCCUCCUGUUUGUUGCAAACUAUUGGAAUAGCGUUGACUUGAAAACUCCCACUUGGACCUUUCAGAGAUGUUCCCUUUCUUCCCCUUCAGCCCAAGUUCUGGUGAUGUGUUUUCUAAAUUAUCCUAAUGGCUAUAUAUCAUACUUAGAAAAUGAAGUACAACUUAGAUUGUCCACACGACUUGUGAACAGUUCCAAUGACGGUCAAUUCUGACAUUAAAGUGCUGCACAUUUGUUACUCUGA
Molecule: messenger RNA, 5224 nt
Organism: Oxyura jamaicensis (ruddy duck)
Lineage: Eukaryota; Metazoa; Chordata; Aves; Anseriformes; Anatidae
Gene: FSTL4
Product: follistatin like 4
Exons: 16
Coding region: 103-2628 (841 amino acids)
Biological process (GO): cell differentiation; multicellular organism development; regulation of BMP signaling pathway
Molecular function (GO): protein binding; calcium ion binding
Source: RefSeq, a predicted model, not a curated record